This is a messenger RNA of Protobothrops mucrosquamatus (brown spotted pit viper), 3138 nucleotides long. It is a transcript of the gene AJM1, whose product is annotated as apical junction component 1 homolog. NCBI's taxonomy places the organism in Eukaryota, Metazoa, Chordata, Lepidosauria, Squamata, Viperidae. The record is from RefSeq and is a predicted model, not a curated record. The transcript is spliced from 2 exons. Gene Ontology annotation, biological process: cell-cell junction organization. Gene Ontology annotation, cellular component: plasma membrane; apical junction complex. The coding region runs from base 1 to 3138 and encodes 1045 amino acids.
AUGACCCGAACAGACCCACCUGACGUCCUGGUGUCUGCCGUGUAUCAGGACGUCCCCGUGGCCUCCGUGGGCUCCACCCGCUCUGCCUUCUGCCAGCCCACCUGGCGAUGUGACUCCUCCAUGUCUUCGUCCCUGGAGAACCAGCCUGCCCAACACUUCAACAAGAGACACUGUCGCAGCUUCGAUUUCCUGGAGUCUCUCGACGACCCACCGCCUGUGGCUCCCGUCAUGGAGCGGCAUCCCCGGCGGCCCCCCACGCCGGAGCCCUCCUCGGCUCCCGUUGGCAAGAGGGUGUCUCUCCGGGCUGCUCUGCCGGAAAACUACCUUUCCCAGGGGAAGGAGGUGCCAAAGGAACUGGCUUCCCGAGCCGAGCCCAAGAGGCGGCCCCGAUCCAAGAGCGCGCCCCGCGUCAAAUCCACCUUCACCCCUGUGGGUGUCCCCAUGUCUUCGGGCUCCCCACCAGCCCCAGCCAGGAGGGGACGGGAAGUCCAUCGAGUGUCCCGAGAGCCCCAGCGGGCAGAAGCGUCCCCUCGCCGGGAGAGCAGCUACGCCUCCAUGAAAGCCUUGAUGAGCGAGGUGCAUCCCAUCAAGCUGCAGCCUCAGCGGGCCGGCGGCAGCCGCAUUUCGCCUCUCUGUGUCACGGGAGCAAACUGCCCCGAAGAGGCUGCCCUGGCCCCCAGGCCCCCACCGCCCAGCGUGCAUGUCAAGCGUCGGGUGGACAUUAAGCCGGAUGAGGCUGCCGUGCUGCAUGCAGCUCGCAGUGCCAAGGGGUCACAUGGCCACGGUGAGGCUCUCCUGCCCUGGCCUCGACCUCCAGGCACGCCCCAUAGCUUGACCGUGCCCAGCAGCAGGCAAGUGCCCAUGUCUCGCACUCCCACGCCCAGUGAUACUUAUAGUGGGGAACACCGAGGGCUGGCCCCUUACCCCCCUGAAUUUUGUGAUGGAGGUCCUGCUGUGCCCGAAAGUGGCUGCCUUCCUUACAUCCCCUACGUGCCCCCAAAGUUCUUCUACACGGAGGAGCCAGGCAGCUACAAGUCCUACCCUCCUUCUUACGGGGGCCAGGUCCUCCCGCCCCACACCUUUUAUGCAGAAGAGCCUCCCCCAGGGGGCUUCUACCCUCUUCCGGCAAGAACCUUUUUUGUGGAGGAAAACAGGACUCCUUUUCCCAUCCAGGAGGCCCCUGCUCAGGCUUACUAUGGGGACGACCCACGCCUUUACACUCCCAGGACCCUUCCCGCAAAAGCGGUUUACCCUGAAGACCCCAGGCCUUACCCCGCCUUGAGGGCCAACCCACGCAUCUUCUAUACAGAAGACUAUGGGAAAUACCACGAGCGGGAAGCCCUGUCUCGCACUUACCCCCAUUCCCGUGUGGCUCCCUCAGUGCAGUUUAACGACUGGUACUGCUCCGAAAGGGGGACGGUGCCCUACCCAACCUGGCAGAUGGCCCGCUUUCCAGCUCAUCAGCCUGCCUCCCAAGCCAUGCUGUCGUCGUGGCACGCCAGCUAUAGCGUCAGCCCUCCCCGGCUUGGCAUGGACACCAGGCACUACUCCAAAUCCUGGGACAAUAUUUUGACCCCUCACGUGCGCCGGGAAGACCAGCUGCUGCGUGGCCGUAGCUACGAGAACCUGCUGUCGCGGGACCCGCAUCGUGCUUUCUCCCCUGACGACCGGCGUCAGCCAGUGGUGGUGAACCUGUCCAGCUCUCCCAAGCGUUACGCUGCCCUUUCCCUCUCGGAGAAUUCCCUCAUCGAGAAGAUGCACGCUGACCGGGGGCGCCACGGCUGGUUCGUCACACCAGAGAUCACCAUCACAGACAACGACAUCCGAGCCAACAAUGGGCUUGGCAGGCGUGAGAGGCGCUCAGCCAGCUGGGAUGUACUGGAUUCAGGGGAUGCCCGGGACAGGGGCUGCGUCCCACGCCAGCCCUAUGGCCCGGAGCCCCAUGCCGGAGAGAGCGCCGCCCGCCAGCGCAGCCUAGAGCAGUUGGACGAGCUCAUCACCGACCUGGUCAUCGACUACAAGCCCCCUUCCGUUUGCCCACCUGGCCAGGUCAGCAACCUGGCCGAUCAGCUGCGGCAGUUGAUCAGCGAUGGGCUGGGGCUGCCUGCCAAGAAGCCAGAGCCCUGGAGCCCCCUGGAGCCCCAUCCCACCAAAGAGCAGCCCUCGGAGACAGGCCUGGAGGAUUGUUCCCCAGAUCUCAGUGCCGACGAGGACGACCUGAUGAUGUGCUCCAACGCCAAGUGCCGCCGCACGGAGACCAUGUUCAACGCCUGCCUCUACUUCAAGUCCUGCCACAGCUGCUACACCUACUACUGUUCCCGCCACUGCCGGCGGGAGGACUGGGACACCCACAAGGAGAGCUGCAUCUACGGGCGGAUUGGCAGCACCUGCCGCCACGUGCUGCAGUUCUGCCGGGAGAAUGGCGAGGUGCACAAGGCCUUCUCCCGCAUAGCCAAGGUGGGCUUCCUGUCCCGGGGCCGGGGGGUGCUCUUUCUGGGCUUCCCCAGCGCAGGCUCUGCCGAGAACUUCCUGCAGUUUGGCCUGGAAAGCUUGCUGAUGUCCCCCACUUACCUGUCGCUCCGGGAGUUGGAGGGCUAUUCAGACAACCUUGGGGAAUACGCCCAGGAGCUGCAGGAGGCGGGCCAGCAGUACGACCCCCAGGAAUGUUUCCUGCUGAAUGUGACCGUGGCGGUGGGGCAGGAGGUGCCCGACCGCCCACCCCCCAAGGCACAGGUGCCAACCGUCCGCAAGUACGCCAAGAUGGCCUUGGCGUCCUCCAGCCCCGAGAAGAUGAUCCUCAAGAAAGAGCGAGAUAUGGAGACGCUGAUCUUGACGCCUCCUCCCGGCACAGCCGACCUAGACAAGGACGGUGAGGAAGGACGCAAAGCGCGAGAAGUUUGCUUCAUCAACAUCCAGCGCGAACUGCGCAUCCGUGGCGUCUUCCUGCGGCACGAGUUCCCGAAGGUUUACGAGCAGCUGUGUGCAUUUGUGGAGAGCAACCAGCGCUUCACGCCCACCACCAUCUACCCCAUUGACAAGAGGACCGGCAGGCAGUUCAUGUGCAUGAUCCUGGCCGCCUCCGAGCCGCGCACCCUCGACUGGGUGGCCAGUCCCAACCUCCUGGACGACCUCAUGUGA